AAAAAAAAAAGUCAGGAAGCCCAGGAUUUGUGGGGAGCAGAGGGCAGCGUUCCUGCUUUCUUGCGUGUCCCCCAGAGCCGAGGUCCCGGUCCCUGGUCUGGAGAAACCGGACACUGCGGGAGUGACCGCGGGCAGCGGUCGCGUUCCUGGAAGAGCACCGCCCCCGCGGGGCCGGGCGCCAGGCAUUCCUGUUCCAGCCCAGCUAAAACCAUUCCUCACCCGCAGGAGAGAGGCCAUGGCAGCCGUGUUCCUGCCCGGGAACCUUCAGGACGAAGCCACUUGCUCCGUGUGCCUGGAGUUCUUCAAGGACCCCGUGUCCAUCGAGUGCGGGCACAACUUCUGCCGGGCGUGCAUCGUCAAGAGCUGGAAGGACCUGGAGAUGGAUUUCCCGUGCCCACAGUGCCGUGAGGUUUUCCAGCAGCAAAGCUUCCGCCCCAACCGGCAGCUGGCGAACAUGUCCGAGAUCAUCAGCCAGUUCACGCUGCGCGGGGCCAAGGGCGCGCAGGAGGACGGGCUCUGCCCCAAGCAUCGGGAGGCGCUGAAGCUCUACUGCAAGGACGACCGCAGGACCAUCUGCGUGGUGUGCGACAGGUCCCGGGAGCACCGGCCCCACGCCGUGGUGCCCGUGGACGAGGCUUCCGAGGAGUACAAGGAGAAAAUCCAGGAGCGCUUGGAUUUCCUGAGGAAGGAGCGGCAGGAGCUGCUGGAGUUCAAAGUGAACGACGAUAAGAAAACCCAGGAGCUGCUGAAAACCAUUGAGAGCGACCGGCAGAAGCUGCUCUCAGACUUCGAGCGGCUGCGGCAGUUCCUGCAUGACCAGGAGCACAUCCUGCUGGGGCAGCUGGAGAAGAUGGAAAAGAACAUUUCUAAGAGGCAGAACGAGAACAUCACUGACCUCUCCAAGGAGAUCACGCUCCUCAACAAGCUCAUCACCGAGCUGGAGGAGAAAAUCCAGCAGCCCAUGCUUGAGUUCCUCAAGGAUGUGAUGGGUGUCAUAAGCAGGAGCGACGAUGUGAAGUGCCACAAGCCCAUCCCCGUCUGCACCGACAUGAAGAUGCACGUCUGCAACUUCUCUGUCAAAACUGUUGUCCUUGAGAAGGUCUUGAAGAAAUUCCGAGAACAUCUGCAGGACGAGCUGGGACGAGGUGAAAAAGAGGACCUGACCCUGGACCCCGACUCAGCCAACCACCUGCUGAUCCUCUCCGCUGACCUCAAAAGUGUCCGGAUGGGCUGCAGGAAGCAGGAGCUGCCCGACAACCCCAAGCGCUUCGACACCAACUCACGGGUCCUGGCCACCACGGGUUUCAAGUCAGGGCGGCACUACUGGGAGGUGGAGGUGGGGCCGUCGGAUGGCUGGGCCUUCGGUGUGGCCAAGGAGUCCAUCCGCAGGAAGGGGCUAACGCAGUUCUCCCCCGAGGAGGGGAUCUGGGCCAUGCAGCAGAACGGGGGCCGCUACUGGGCCGUCACCUCACCCCAGCGCACCCCGCUGUGCCUCAGCCACAAGCUCAGCCGGGUCCGGGUGUACCUGGACUACGAGGGCGAGGAGGUUUCCUUCUAUGACGCUGAGAACAUGCAGCACAUCUUCACCUUCAACGUGGCCUUCCAGGAGAAGAUCUUCCCCCUCUUUUCAGUCUGUUCCACUGUCACCUACAUCAAACUGUGCCCCUGAGGUGCCUCAGGGAGUGCCAGGGAAGCGCUUUGCCCCUGGAUGAGCUCAAAAGACUCAAAUCAGCCUGGUUUGGUGGGACGUGGGCUGGGGGAUGGGCAACCAGGUGGUCAGGAGAGCAUCACAAAGAGGGUCUUCAGGACAGGUGGAAGCAGAGAGAUGCCCAGAAAUUGUGGCUGCCAGCUUAAAGGAAGGUUGUGGUCACCAGCUUGAAAGCUGUGGUUAGCAACUCAAAGAUCAUGGCCACCAACUCCAAGGCUGUGGCCACCAACUUAAACCCACCUCUGGAAGGGGUGACAAGCUCAGCCUCAGAGAAGGAACCCUCCAGAUGUCAUUUGUGGCUCCGGGUCUGACCCCACAUGAGAGUUUAAGGGUCUGUGGGAAGCUUUGGAGUGGCCUUUCCACCCCUUUGGAUGUGCCAGUGGCUGGGAAAUGGAAUAUUUAUAGGGUGAAUGACCGUUGGGAAAGGUGGGAUUGAGCAGGCAUCUUUGGGCAUCCAUCCAAGGCAAAGCUCCUCUGUUUGUCCACAGAGAAGAAAUGCAGUCAGAAAUUUCCUUUCUCCAACCUGGGGUAAUAAUUGUCCCCCAAAAGUUGUUUUUGGAAUGUUGUGACAGUUGUCCAAACUGUCUCAGGUGACCACUGUCCACCAGAUCUGACCUGUCCAGUGUGGAAGAGUCUGUGGGCUUUUGGCUGCUCUCCCUGUCUGGUUCUCCACCCAGGGCUCCUCUGAAAGACUAUGGAAAAGGUUAGAAGGUGCUUCUUUUGGAUUUUUUUUAGUGAUGUUUGUCCUGCUGGACCUGAGCAAGACCCACAUUUGUCCCUCUGGUGCUCCUGUGCUAAGGCCUCUCUGUGGACAAGAUGUUCACAAAAUAUCUCUCAUGGUUCUCACACUUUGCUUGGAUUUAGGUGCUGAAUCUUGUGCUCCCUCAGGUUCCCAGCAAAAUCACCCAUUUACCCUCAUUUUUUGGGUUGCAUGAUUCUUGGGAGCUUCAUCCCCUGCUGAAGCAGCGCUGCUGAAGAAAUGACAGAAAUAGAUGAAAAUCCCUGGAAUAAGGAAGAUAUUUACAGGGCCUCAACUUUUCUGAUGUCAGAAUUGUGUUUGAUUUGAAACUGCCCGGGUCAUUCUUAGGCCACGUGUGGGAAAUAAGAGGUGCUACCUGGGCUCGUCUUCAUAUAUAUACAUUAUAUAUACACGUAUUUAAAAUAUAUUUGUAUAAAUAUAUGUCAUAAUACACAUCUAUGUAUUUAUGUGUUGGGGCAAAGGCAUACAAAAAUUAUAUAAUAUAAUACA
This is a messenger RNA of Cyanistes caeruleus (blue tit), 2957 nucleotides long. The record is from RefSeq and is a predicted model, not a curated record. Lineage: Eukaryota; Metazoa; Chordata; Aves; Passeriformes; Paridae.